This is a messenger RNA of Adineta steineri, 1251 nucleotides long. NCBI's taxonomy places the organism in Eukaryota, Metazoa, Rotifera, Eurotatoria, Adinetida, Adinetidae. The record is from the annotation of a GenBank genome assembly.
AUGACAGAUAUCAACGAUAAAGUUUCUACACAACGAUAUUCUCGAUUAUCUAAAUUCUUUCAACAUUGGAAAGGUCAUAACCAUCUCUCUUCAGCCAUUACACCUUCAUCGCUCUACUUAGCUUGUCAAACAAAUGAUCUUGCACGUGUAAAAUCAUGCUUAAAGACAAUGAAAUAUGAAGAAAUUAAUUAUCAAUAUCCACCCCUCAAUGAAACUGCUUUACAUGUUGCUACAAGAAAUCAACAUAAGGAAAUUAUUCAGAUGCUCUUAUCAUACGAUGUACGACGAUCGAUAAGUAAUGUAGAUGGUCAACAAGCUUAUGAAUUAGCUGAAACAAAAGAAAUAGAAGAUUUAUUUAAACGUCCACAAUCAUUUCGUUUUAUAUUUCAACACAAACCCAAUAAUGAUACAACUUCCUCGGAUCAGCCAGUAAUUAAAUGUAAAAUCUGUUCAUUGGUAAAUGAUAUAAGUUUUUAUGAAUGGGAAUUAACUGACCAAAAUGCAGCAGAAAAAUCAUUAAGAUUUCGUCAUGAAUUGAAAUCAUCUACAUCAAUGAGCAGAAAAGACUUGAAAAGAAAACUUAACACAAUAAGAAAAGGUUACGUCAAUACACGUCUGCGAGAUUCUUUCUCAACGAAUAAUACUAAGGUAUUUAAUUUAUUUCAAUGUGCACUAGUUAAACAAGAACCUGACUAUAUUAUUGCUGCAUAUACAACUUCUCAAGAGUUCUCAAAAUUAUUAAAUAAAGAUAUGGCACGAAAUAUUAUACAUGAUUUAAAAAAUGGUUGUAGUCAAUUCUCGUGUGAUUGUCUCUAUUCAACAGAAGAUGGUACGAAAGCAAUUAUAAGUAUUCUUCUUCGUUAUGAAAAAUAUCAAAAACUCAGUUUCAUUGGUAAGAUUUAUCGUGGUAUUGUUUUACCUAAAAAUACUCUUGACCACUACAAAGUUGGUUCCUGUAUUAUUACCACUACAUUUCUUUCAACGUCGACAGAUCCUGAUGUUGCUCAAGUGUAUGCUGAUGAAGACAUAUCUGAUUUAGAUAAACAAUCUUACUUUUGUAUUUAUGAAAUAACCGAUGACAAUUCUACUGCUAUUGAUAUAUCAAAUCUAUCAGAAUUUAAAAGCGAAGCAGAAAUAUUAAUCUUACCGUAUUCGGCGUUUCUUAUUACACAGAUCGAACAAGAAGAGGAAAGAACACUUAUUUAUUUGAAGCAACAAUGUUUCACAGAUAUCUUGAAUACUAAUAGCUAA